Molecule: messenger RNA, 2034 nt
Organism: Acanthamoeba castellanii str. Neff
Lineage: Eukaryota; Discosea; Longamoebia; Acanthamoebidae
Exons: 13
Coding region: 1-2034 (677 amino acids)
Molecular function (GO): protein binding
Source: RefSeq, a predicted model, not a curated record
AUGGAGGAGGAAUUGAUGAUGAGAGAGGUGCCGUGGGGCGAGUGGGUGUGGGUGCACGUGUUUUCAUUUCUCGAUGCACCGCACGAACUUGCGCGCGUGCGUCUCGUGUGCUCCGCCUGGGCUCGCCUUGCCGACGAUGGGAGCGUGUGGCGAGCCAAGUGCCGGGAGGUACCCGCAGUCCAGGCUGCGUUGGAGAGUUCAUCAUCAUCAACGAAGAAGGGGAGGAGGUACGCGCCGCGGCUGUUCACGCGCAACCUCAAGACGGCCGACAACGCCCUGUGGAAGCCCCUCUUCCGCGAACUCUCGACGUUCCCGAUGAAGGGAGCGGGCACGGGGCACCUCGAGUAUAAGCUACUGCGCCAGGGCCUGCGGGCAUCCUCCAGCGACCACCCGUCCCAGGGCAUCCACCAAACCCUCAACCCGAGCCUGCAGACGUUCUGGUCGUCGAAGGGGUCGGCCGACGAUCAGAGCAGCGAAUUCCUCGUCUACCGGUUGGUGCAGCCCAUUUGCAUCGUGCACUCGGUGAGCAUCACCAUCUACCGUGCCGGCUACCAGAAAGGUAUUCCGGUGUACGGGCCGCAGAGCCUGCAGGUGUCGGUGGGCUUCGGCCCGGAGAAGGAGGACAUGCACUACACCUCGCCCGUCUAUCCCGUCGACAACUCGGCUGCUGACGUCACAUUCACACGGCGCACGUUCGGUGGCAUGCCAGUCGAGCAGACGUUCGAGUUGGCGCCGGAGCUCGUGGCCGGCGGUUUCCUGCGAAUCGACUUGUACGGGCGUGUCCAGACGCAGCCGGACGACGAUCUUUACUACACCGUUCUCCAGCGGGUGGUCGCUCUCGGCCUCCCCAUCGCGGGUUUGGACAAGCCGGUGCUGUCAGAGGCGCUGGUGCGGUUCGCGGUCUCGCGGUCCUGCUUCCACAAGUCGCUUAUCGACCCUCCGACACCCGAGCCACGCAAGCCGCCGCCCAAACCCGCCCACAUCCCUGCCGAGCACAGUGACGAAGAUGACGAAGGCGAAGACGAAGACGAGGACGACUUUGUAGAAGAUGAUGACGAUGAUGAUGAGCGCCAGCUGCCCGAGGCGGCUGAUGACACCACCUCAAGUGCAGAUGAUCUACACGAGCUGAAGUCGAUCGUGCUGCGCCACCGAGAGCGCGAGGGCGACAGUGAUGAUAGCCUUCUAUGCCGACAGCUCCUGGAGGUGAUGCAGCGGCAGAAGGAGGGCACCAUCGGCGCGUCGCAACGGGCUCAGCAGCGGAAGGAGCGCAUUCGCACGCUGCUCCUCGAGGGCAAGUACUCCGAGGCCAUCACCACCGCAUUGGACUCCCCUGCCGACGAGGACGUGCGGACGGCGGAGGUGGUGGGCUGGUUCUGGGACGCCGACGAAGCGGAGAAGGCCGGCACCGCCAACAAGACAGGGCUCGCGAAGUGGGCGCAGGAGGUGAAGAGAAGGGUCAGCGGGAGGAGCGAGGCGGGCGUGCUCGAGACCUACCUGCAGCUCGCGCUCAAGCGCCAGAAGCGACUCAAUGAGCACGAAACGCUGGCGAUUGUUCGCGCCCUCGGCUCCCAGCAUCUCCACCUCAUUGCCUUCAGCGCAGCUACUGGCAGAUUGACCUGCACGGAGGAGCUGGGCGACCUGAUUGCACAGUACAACCAGCCGCUCAUCGCCGCUGAUAUCUACAUGCGUGCGCACGUCUUCGACAAGGUGAUGGUGAGCCUGGUGGAGGCGGCCAAUUUCCAGGCGGUGAUCCGGCUCGCCUACUCACUCCAGUAUGCGCCCGACUACGUCGCCCUGCUUCGCGUGGCGAAGGAGAAGCUCAGUCGACGCAAGGCGCUCGAGUUCGGCCUUGCUCUGGCGCAGGGCAACCACGGAGCGUCCCUUCUGGAUCUCGACCAGAUCAAGGCUGCGCUGGACAUCGAGAUGGCCCAGGGCGAGUGGGACAUUCUCGGAAGGCUGCGACGCUUGGUCGAGGAUGAGGCGGCCGCCGAAGGAGGAGAAGACGACCGCGCUGAGGACAGUGAAGAGGACUGA